Messenger RNA from Porites evermanni, 2737 nucleotides. Lineage: Eukaryota; Metazoa; Cnidaria; Anthozoa; Scleractinia; Poritidae. The record is from the annotation of a GenBank genome assembly.
AUGGAAGAGUUGGAACUGAUUGGUGAUGUGGGGGUGGGGUUGUUUGACAUGUUGGCACAGAGCGAAACUGCGGAGGAGAGUGAAGGGGAAGAGGUAGUCUCUUCGUUAACAGAGGAGGAAAAAGAAAAACUGUCCUCUUUAAAAACUCAAAUGGACGAAAUGAUGAGAAGGGCUGCACGUCUCAAAAAAGAUAUUCAAGAAAGGAUGAGAAAACGCCAACAAAAGUGCAUUCGUUAAAAAUUUUCGGGCAGGUAGGCGGUCCACAGCGAACACCGACGCAGCUCAACGGCAGUCACAAACAAAGAAGUGUGUGACUUUCCUAAUCAGCCCUGAAAUUCCGAUACGACCCGAAAAAAUGUUUGAGCAAAAGUUUCCUAGUGAAAAACUUGAAAUCGGCUCGCAUCGGAAAGCAGGGUCGCUCCAGAAUGUAAAUUAUUGUUUGGCUUCACAAAAUAACAAAAAUAGGAUUUCAUCAUCAGCGGUCAUUUUUUUUUUUCUUUUCUUAUUUUUGAAUGUUUCCAAUAAUUGUUUUAUUCCUAAAGGCUUUCAUUCCUGAACUCUUAACUUUAAAAAGUUAAGCUAAAACAUCAAACAUAACCAUACAAAUUAUUUCGUAAUCGGGCAUACCCCUACACAUCGUAAAUAUGCUGUUCCGCAAGGAUAUUUUGGCUUACAUCAACCGCGGGACUUUCCCUUUUGACAUUUGCAUCUCUGAAAAAGACUGCGCUUGAGCAAGCCGAUUGUGACGUUUUAGAAACGAUUGCCAAAUAGAAUCACUUUCCGACGUUUCACCAGAAGUCACUUAAUCAAUAAUUUUCGUCCGAAUCAGCAAAUUCAUUUACAGCGUGAUAAACCAGAACAACCUCCUCAAUCAAUAAAAUAUCAAUUCCAAGACCUCUGCGUUGUAAAAAAAUAUUUGACCCUUCUGAGCAAGUAAUAAUUUUUUUGUUGUUUUUUUUUUGCUUUUCUCUGUAUCUCCUAUUAGUGCUUGUAAAAAAAAACAUUAUUUUUGAUCAAGCCGCAUUUUGGACAGUACAUUUCAAAUUCACAAGGGGCAAUUCGCAUUUUCACACUGCAAACGUGGCGCAUUUAAAAAUUCGGGAAAAGGCGUUUUGCUUUCUUUGCACAUGUCUGGCUGAAGGAGGAUAUGUUGUUUUCUUUUCUCAUAAAGAACUCUCUGCAGAAGGAAACCUUUUCGCUUCCCCCAGCGCCAGCUGGCAGUGCCUGAGGUAUUGUGUUACUAUUGUAUGCGCGCGCAGUUUUUCCUCAUGUGUGUUAGAGUCCCUUAGUUUUGAGGUUCCUGUUUCUUCAACAUUAGAAACCUUAAGCAUCAGGUUUUUCUUGGAAAACCGCAAACCGCAAACCACAAAAUGUCCCGUGACCAUGGUCUUGCAGUCGCCUUUGCAGUUUGCAGUUCACGUUUGAACGGCAGGAAGGGCUUCCAGCGUUAAGUGACUUACGGCAAGGUUUUUUGCCACUAAAAAUUGAACAGCCUCGCGUUUAAAGGCACGAAAUAGCUUUUUAUAUCCGUCUGCGAUGUGUUUGUUGGAUUUUUGAUCUCGAAUCAUAACCUUUGAGUACAUCAACCUUUCGUUCUUUGUCACAGACUUGUAACAGCUACCGCCUAUGUCGCACGGAACAAUAAACCUCAGCCAUCGCUUAAGCUUGAUGUGGACACCACCCUACGCACCAUCGUCCCCUGGCGUUACAUGACCAAAACAGAUCUCACCCGUGCCUUCUACCAGAUCCCCCUUUCUAAGUCUUCCCUGAAGUACUGCGGUGUAGCCACACCCUUCCGAAGAAUUCGCAGCUACAUAUGAUCAGCUAUGGGAAUGCCUGGGUCCGAAACUGUUCUUGAAGAAAUGAUGUGUUGCGUUCUCGGUGACUUUAAACUUGCAGAUGUGCUCUACUGUGGUGGCGAUACCCCCGAAGCACUCCUGAACAACUGACGACGCGUACUCCAGGCACUUUAUCGUUGCAACCUUAGCUUAUCUCCUAAAAGACUGUCAUUUGUCCCAAGACCACCUCCAUCCUAGGCUGGAUACGGUUCCAAGGCAGGUUAUCAGCUAACUCGCAUCGUAUCGCCGCCUUGGUAUCGUGUCCUCCUCUUCCAACGGUCCUCAGUCGUGUGCUUGCUUCUCAACUGCUCAAACAUCAUUGAUUCCCUAGAGUGCGCCCUCACUGGUCUUCAGUGUACAGAGAGAUUUAAGUCCGUGCAGGAUUUCUUAUUUAACCACAAAGGCAUAGUUAUUCCUCGCCCUUCAGACACCCUCUGGAUAGUAACGGAUGGAUCUGUUACCAGAAGAGGCCUCAGUGCCACAUUGUACGUCUCACGUACCAAUUAACUCCACUUAGCUGGCUUCUUCAGUGCCAAAUUGUGAAAACACCAAGUCACUUGACUUUCAUGCGAAGUAGAAGCACUGUCAUUUGCUGCGCCCGUAAAUCAUUUCGCUCCAUUUAUUAUUCAGUCUCAGCAUCUAACGACCAGCAAGGUGAUCGAUAUGGUCGUCAAAGUGGACGACGUAGAAGCUCUGCAAAAGGAGAUAUGGUACUUCGCUGCGAGCGCCUGCUGGCGGGUGCCAACGCUGCUCUGAUCACAUCCAAGCACGUCGAUUUUAAGAAAGAACCUGAAAAGGAAUCUGAAAAGGAGCCUGUCCAAGAGCCUUGCAAUGAAGCUGACCACGAACCUGCAAAUAGACUGCAAAAACUUUCAUCUUAUCAUAUACAACAUGGCUGA